Messenger RNA from Impatiens glandulifera, 1915 nucleotides. Its product is annotated as auxilin-related protein 2-like. NCBI's taxonomy places the organism in Eukaryota, Viridiplantae, Streptophyta, Magnoliopsida, Ericales, Balsaminaceae. Bases 126 to 1604 code for a protein of 492 amino acids. Gene Ontology annotation, cellular component: intracellular membrane-bounded organelle; cytoplasm; vesicle. The record is from RefSeq and is a predicted model, not a curated record. Gene Ontology annotation, biological process: clathrin coat disassembly; clathrin-dependent endocytosis. Gene Ontology annotation, molecular function: clathrin binding. The transcript has 8 exons.
UUUGAUUUCUUCUCUCUGUUGUUAAUCCUGAAUCAUCUUUCUCGUCAUUCAAUUUCUGUUCCUAGUUCUCUUCUUGACUCAUCAGAUUUUGUUUUCCAGUUUUUUACGCCAAAGGGUUCUCGAAAAUGGACGAAUUUGGCGUUUUGGUUGAGAGCAUUGGAUUUAGAGCAGGUGGGAAAUCUGCCCCAUUGGCCGAUUUGAAGAGCGAAGCUAAAUCAUCAUCAUCAUCAUCAUCAUCUCUAGUUAAUAAUCCUCCUAAACAGGUAUAUAGUUCAAAAUCCGGUAAUGGGUCGUUUGAUAUUGAUUUAGAUGGGUUUUUCGGAUCAAAUAACGAUCGGAAGACCCAAAAUCAUGAUGGUUUCGAUGAUAUUUUCGGCCAACCGAUAAAAUCUUCGAGUAAGGACGGAUUGAAUUUCAAUUUUGCGAAGAAGAAGCCGGUUCUGAAUGAUAUGUUCAGUGGAAUUCCAACGUCAAAGAAAGCGACACCGCCGGUUGAGGAUGAUGAUGAUUUUUGGAUGAAUUCUGCACCAAAGUAUCAGAGUGCUCCAGAUGAUGACAUGUUUGGUAAUUUUGUGGGAUCUGCUUCUAAUACUGGUGAAAAGGAUUUUGAAAACGAUUUGCUACCGGGUUUCAGUAGCAGUACUAGUUCUGCAAGGAAUGAAGGGGUAGAUUCAAAGGAAAGCUGGUCUCCAUUUUCAAGCUAUAUGUCUGCAGAACCAACUCCAUUAACAAAAGAUCCAUUUGAUAUACUUGAGACAUCUUCUUCCAAAUCAUAUAUAUAUUCUAAAUCACUAGGUCAUGAUUCAAAGAGGAAUUCAGUUUUGUCUUCAGCUGAUGAACUUGAAGACUUUGCCAGUGCUAAAGUCUGGAGUAGACAAAAUAGGACUUCUGAGUAUCCCAAACAGGAGAACUGGGGAAGUGGAACAGCUGCAGAUGAUCUGGAUAUCUUUUUUAAAAAGGAUUUGAAAUCCAACAACGGUUCUAAGCCUCAUUCUGUGACCAAGGACCCUGUUUGUGAUACAUUGUUCCAGAAGAAAGAUACUGGAGCAAGACAGAAUUCUCCUUUAACAACAACAAUCAGAAUGAAUUCAAUGCCAAAUAUGGUUGAUGAUUUCUCUUUUAUGUUUGGAGGUGGUGUCCCUUCUGCUGAAGAAUUUCAGGAAAUUGAGGGAGAAAGUGAAGAGAGACGCAAAGCCAGACUAAACCAGCAUAUGAGGACACAACAGCGAAUGGCAAAAGCCUUGGAAGAAAAGAACAAGCGCGACCAUGAGACUAGAUUGGAGCAAGAAGAGAGGCAUAGGAUUGGUGGUGCUCUGGAUGAAGAUAUAAAGCGUUGGGCUACAGGAAAGGAAGGCAAUUUGCGGGCACUGUUAUCCUCACUGCAGCUUAUUCUGUGGCCGGAAUGUGGUUGGCAGCAGGUGUCUUUGAUAGAUCUGAUUACUUCUGUUUCUGUGAAAAAGGUUUACUACAAGGCUACCUUAUGUGUCCAUCCUGACAAGGUUCAACAGAAAGGAGCUAGUCUUCACCAAAAGUACAUUGCUGAGAAGGUUUUCGAUAUUCUCAAGGAAGCUUGGAAGAAAUUCGAAUUGGAUGAGCUUAGAUGAUUCCUGGUUAUGCAAGAAUUAUGUCCUUAUAAAAGAAGUUGCAUAUAAUGGGUUGUUGUAGAUUUGGGAAAGAUUGGUUUCUCAGCUGAAAGAAGACACUAUGGUAAAGAUUUUGAUUGUUCGGGAGGUUAGUUUCAGUAAGGGCAUUCGUUGGAUCGAUGAUCGAUUAGUUUCAGUAAAAGGGCAUUAGUUGUAAUGAUGGUUUAGAGCCACACCAGGCAGCUUGAUGUAAUUGAAUAUGGAUUGAGCUAUAUUAGAUCUGAAAUCAUGUGCUAUUGGUGUUCCAUUAUAGUUUGAUUUUUCUUUUAGUA